Molecule: messenger RNA, 1722 nt
Organism: Nematolebias whitei (Rio pearlfish)
Lineage: Eukaryota; Metazoa; Chordata; Actinopteri; Cyprinodontiformes; Rivulidae
Gene: dcst1
Product: DC-STAMP domain containing 1
Exons: 15
Coding region: 1-1722 (573 amino acids)
Cellular component (GO): membrane
Source: RefSeq, a predicted model, not a curated record
AUGAUUCUGUUCCUGGGGUUUGCCCACAGCCUCCCGCUGACCUUUGACCUGAAGGUGGUGGUCGGAGGUUUGUUUGUCGGUGUGUGUGCCGCUGGAGGAGCUCUGUCUUCAUUCCUCAGGUGUUCGGUCCUCCUCAUGUUUCCCAGCAUCCUCGGCUCCCGUGGUCACGCCUACUUGAUGAUUCUGAUCACGUCCAUUCUGUACAAAGGUCCGAUCGCCAACAUCCAGGGUAACGCAGAGGCGGCUGCUCUGUCCCUGAGCUGUAAUUUGGACCUGCAGGUUCAUCACGGCAGGAUGUUGUGGAGACACGCCAUCAAACCAUUUAUACUCAUCACCCAGGAGCUCAUGGACAAUAAAGACGACUUUCAGUCAGAGUCUCUGAACAUCAGCGCGAGGUUCCAGAAUAUCAGAGACGAAGUCCUGUCCCAGUACGGGUACGACCAGGUCCAAUCCAAACCUGGAGGCAGUGCAAACAGCACGCAGGAGCUGUUUGCUGCCAGGACCAAGCUGCAGUGCGACAGUGUGGUUAAUGAGGGCGUGCAGCGCUGUGCUGAUUGGUUCAGCCGCAGGUGGGCGGAGUGUAUGACGGUGAUUCCUGUCCCAGUCAUCAACUACAUCCUCUGCGUGUCCAUGAAGUUCCACUUCCUGUGUGAUGUCAUGAGAGUGAUGACUCCGUGGUGCAGAGAGCAGAUUCCUGUGGAGGGAAACUUCGGUCAGCUGUUCGAUCAGCUCAAUGUUUCCGUGGACCGGCUGUCCAGAGAGUUCAGAACAGAACUGGUCCUGCAGGAGCAGCACCAGCAGUCGGUGUUGGAUGGAUCUGUGCUGGAUCAGAACUUCACUCAGGCUGUCAAACAGUCCUUCCUCACCCUGACGAAGACGAUGGACAGCAUUCUGGACAUCCUGCAGAUGAUUCUGUCCUUCACCUUCAUCACUGUUUUCAUUCAGGGCUUCAGCUACCUUCGCUGUUUUCAGAGGGACAUCUGUUUUGACAACGUCUACAUCACCACCUACUUCAGAAAGAUUGACGCCCGCAGGAGACGAGCGGGGAAGCGCUUCCUGCUGCCUCUGAAGAAACCAGAGAGAAAUAAGUUCAUCCACCCCUGGAGCCCAAAGAUUUACGCUGCGGAGCUGAAACAAAUGACAGCAGAUGUGUUUCAGGCUCUGUCUGUGGCUCUUGUGUGUGUCGUGCUGCUGACGGUUGACUUCGCUCUGUUUCGUGUUCUGGACAUCAUCAGCAGACACACGUUUACCCAGUUCAACGUCUCCAGUAGUCACCAUGUGGACAUCAAAGUGGGUGGAGACUCCACGAUGGCUCGCCUCCUGAGGACGACGAUUUCUGGUUUCAACAGUUCAUCCGAACUGAACAUCCAGAGCAAUAACCAAGAGUGCGUGUCCCCCCCCUCCUCCCUCCCCGUCGGUGUGUAUGUGAGCUGUGCAUGCUGCGUCCUGAUGCUGGUGCUGUUCAGCUGCCUCCAGGUUUACACCAACCGCCUCCGACGGGCCAUCGCUGCCGUCUACUACCCCAAGAGGGAGAAGAAGAGAGUUCUGUUUCUUUACAACCUGCUGCUCCACACGAGGAUCCUGUCCUCGGACCGGAGGACGGUGAGCAGGCGAGGACAGAGGACGGUGUUCCAGCGUCUGAGCAGGUGGGGGCGUGGCCUCUUUCAUCAUCACAGACAGGAAGGGUCAGGCUUGGAGGAGACGCGUUACGCCUGCAGUUAG